Molecule: messenger RNA, 6881 nt
Organism: Loxodonta africana (African savanna elephant)
Lineage: Eukaryota; Metazoa; Chordata; Mammalia; Proboscidea; Elephantidae
Gene: LUZP1
Product: leucine zipper protein 1
Exons: 2
Coding region: 13-3216 (1067 amino acids)
Biological process (GO): neural fold bending
Source: RefSeq, a predicted model, not a curated record
CUGGCAGUAGACAUGGCUGAAUUUACAAGCUACAAGGAAACGGCCUCCAGCCGCCUCCUGCGGUUUAAGUUACAGAGUCUAAGCCGGCGCCUUGAUGAGUUGGAGGAAGCCACAAAAAACCUUCAGAAAGCAGAAGAUGAGCUCCUGGAUCUCCAGGACAAAGUGAUUCAGGCAGAAGGCAGCAACUCCAGCAUGCUGGCUGAGAUCGAAGUGCUGCGUCAGCGGGUGCUGAGAAUUGAGGGCAAAGAUGAAGAAAUUAAGAGAGCAGAGGAUCUGUGCCAGCUGAUGAAGGAGAAACUUGAAGAGGAGGAAAACCUCACCCGGGAGCUGAAAUCUGAGAUUGAGCGGCUUCAGAAACGAAUGGCAGAACUGGAGAAGCUAGAGGAGGCCUUCAGCAGGAGUAAGAAUGACUGCACCCAGCUUUGUUUGAGCCUGAAUGAGGAGAGAAACCUGACCAAGAAAAUCUCCUCAGAGCUGGAAAUGCUCAGGGUCAAAGUGAAAGAACUGGAAUCUUCCGAGGACCGCCUGGAUAAAACUGAGCAGAGCUUAGUGUCAGAGUUAGAAAAGCUGAAAUCAUUAACUCUGAGCUUCGUAAGUGAGAGAAAAUACUUGAGUGAAAAGGAGAAAGAAAACGAGAAAUUAAUAAAGGAGCUCACUCAGAAACUGGAGCAGAACAAAAAAAUGAACCGAGAUCAUACAAGGAAUGCUUCUAAUGACCUACGGAUUGAGGAUGGUAUCUCUUCCACGCUGCCGUCCAAGGAAUCAAGAAGGAAGGGCAGUCUGGACUAUCUGAAGCAGGGAGAGAAUGAAACAAGAAACAAAUCAGAAAAUGAAAAAAACCGAAAUCAGGAAGACAACAAAGUCAAAGACCUUAACCAAGAGAUUGAGAAACUUAAAACACAGAUCAAACAUUUUGAAUCUUUGGAAGAAGAGCUUAAGAAAAUGAGGGCCAAAAAUAAUGACCUUCAGGAUAAUUACCUAAGUGAACAAAAUAAAAACAAACUCUUAGCCAGCCAGCUGGAGGAGAUAAAGCUACAAAUCAAGAAACAGAAAGAGUUAGAAAAUGGAGAAGUAGAAGGGAUAGAUGCUUUUCUAUCCAGCAGAGGCAGGCAUGAGAGGACUAAGCUUCGAGGCCAUGGAGGUGAGGCAUCUGUGUCCAAGCACCCAUCCCGGGAACUGUCCCCUCAGCAUAAGCGGGAAAGGCACCGCAAUAGGGAGUUUGCUUUCAAUAAUGAAAACUACUCUCUGAGCAGCAGGCAGAUGUCCUCUCCCAGUUUCACCACCAGGAGGGCAGCCAAAACUUCCAACAUGGGGGCAGGUACGGACAAUGGGACUCAGGAGACAAAAAGAACUGAUGACCGAUCUGCACCUGGGUCCUCUCAGAGUGAAGGGAAAAAGUCUAGGGAGCAGCCAUCGGUGCUGAGCCGCUACCCCCCAGCUGCCCAGGAGCACAAUAAAGUUUGGAAGGGAGCUCCCAAGCCGGGCACUGAGAGUGGAUUGAAGGGAAAAGUAGAGAAGACAACAAGAACAUUUAGUGACACCACCCAUGGAUCUGUUCCCAGUGACACAGUGGGUAGAGCUGAUAAGGCUUCUGACACCUCUGAGGCCCUCUUUGGCAAGAGGGGGCAGGUGCCUGGCAGUGCAAGUCAGAUAAUGCAGGCUGCAGACUCUGGUAGUUCUAAGGCCACUGGAGCAUUGGCCUCAACGCGAAGAUCCUCCUCAGAGGGGCUCUCCAAGGGCAAAAAGUCUGCCAGCGGCCAGGAGGUUGAUCCCAGUUCCCCAAACUCCAAGGCUCCUGUUUUAUCGAAGUAUCCUUAUAGCUCCAGAAGUCAAGAAAACAUCCUUCAGGGCUUUUCAACCCCAAGUAAAGAAGGAAUUGACCAACCCGUAGCAGUUGUGAUGGAAGAUAGCAGUCAUCAUGAAGCCCUGAGGUGUCGAGUGAUCAAAGCCAGUGGCAGAGAGAAACCAGACUCAGAUGAUGACUUGGAUCUAGCAUCUCUUGUUACCGCCAAGUUGGUAAACACAACCAUCACUCCAGAGCCAGAGCCCAAACAACAGCCCAACUCUAGAGAAAAGGCCAAACCCCGAGGGGGUCUUAGAACCUCUCUGUUUGAGAACGAUAAAGAUGCUGGAACAGAAAGUGAAUAUGUGAAACCUGCCAGAGCCUCCCCCAGUGCUGUGGAGCCCCCAGAUGCCAAUGGUGCUGGGGUAAAGAGCCAAAGGCCCUUUAGUCCCAGAGAGGCCUUGCGGUCCAGAGCCGUUAUCAAACCCAUCAUCAUUGAUAAGGAUGUGAAAAAAAUCAUGGGAGGGUCUGGAACCGAGGCUGCUCUGGAGAAACAGAAAUCCACCUCCAAACAGGGGCCAAACAUAGUGACCAGCAGCAUUACUAUCUACCCCUCUGACAGCAGCAGCCCUAGAGCCACCCCAGGUGAGGCCUUGAGGGAGAGGCACACGUCCACCAGCAACAUCCAGGUUGGGCCACCGGAGCUCAUGUCAGUCAGCAACCAUCUUGGCUCCCCCUUUGAGCUCUCCAUUCACAAACACGACAUCACCCUGCAGCUCACAGAGACUGAAAGAAUGGGAGAAGGGCCCCUGAAGAGCAGGCCAGAAACAGUGGUGUCUCGGAGCAGCAUCAUCAUCAAGCCAUCGGAUCCUGUGGAGAGGAACAGCCACACACACCCCGCGGAGACAAUCAGGUGGAAAAGCCAUAACGCCCCUUCAGAAGGGGCCUCCGCAGAUGCCAGACAUGUUACUGUGCGGAACGCUUGGAAGACUAGGCGAGACUUGAACUCUUUAGAUGACCCCCCAACUCGAAGAGGUAAAAAUGUGGAUUCGAUCAAUGCCUACACCCAGAGGUCUUCCACAGACUUCUCAGAACUUGAACAGCCCCGGUCGUAUCUUUCUGAGCAGGGCAUCCGGAGGGGAGGAAAUUCAGGGGAUGGCCCUGAGCUGUCCUCCAGAAGGACCCAGAGUAGCCUCACCGUGUCUGAGGUACUCACACGUCGGAAUCAGGCAGGAGACACUGUCACAGCGGCAGUCUGGAACCACUCGGUGGCCAUGGAGGACAGUGAAGACUGCACACUCAGUGUCUACAAGCGACUGCACAACUCCCUGGAACGGUCUGAAUUGCCUGCAAAGCAGGGGCUGCCAGAGCCUGGGCGGGUAUGGGCUGAGGACCGGUUACGGCCACCCAGGCCCUGCGCUGAGGAAAACUGAGCCAGCUGGGUGAGGUCUGCUGUCUCUCCUCUGCUCCUGCUUCUCACUCUUACACCUUCCUGCCCCAUGAAGAAUCCAAGGCCAGUUACCCAGGCUAGAUGCAAGGCCUUGGCUGGGAGACUGUGGCAGAGAGCCAGCCCGUGGCACAGGCCGUUUCUGCCAGUUGGCCGGAGAGAAUCAGAGACUACAGCUGGACAAAGCCACCCAGGCCAGCCUCUCCCCGAUGCAUGAGUCUUCGCUCCUCGUUCCACUCCCCCUGGUAGUAUGGACCACUCGAGCCCCCAGAUGGGGAAAAGAGAGAAAUUCUUUGUAUCCGCCACACAACAGCAGCUGAGAGCUCUUCUCUGCUCCCUGGUUUGUUUCUGCCUCGAAGGGCAACUGUUUUCUGUGUAGUUAAUGUUCUAUUUCUCAGCCUCUUCACAGCAUCCCGUUCACUCCUUGUUUGCCGUAAGGGCCUAAGUGUCCACUACCUACCAGCCAUAAGCCCCGUUUGGGGCUUCCAUUGCUUUCCCCCUUGGAGUUCUUUCCCUUAGACUUUUAAAGCAGAGAGGUCUGUGCUGCCUCUAAGGGAUCUGGGACUAUCCUUGAGAGUUAAGUUCCUCUGGCCUGGCCCCCUGGCUGAGCACUGUUCCUUGGGGGGCAGAGCAUGUGGGUUCCCACUGGAAUUACAUCCAUCUCUCCACCCCGGCCCUCUCUGCUCACUUUCCAAAGGCACCCAGACAUGCACAAGCCCGGUGCAUCCCUCCCCCUGGGCACCAAUAUUGCUGCUGGCAUUGCCUGCUGUCUCCUGUGGCUGGAGACUUCAGGCCAAGUUCAUCGUUUCCACCUUGGAAUAUCCCCAGACUAAGCUGGGCCUCACCGAACACUCUGCCUUCUAGGAAGUUCCCAGCAAGGGGAAAAGCAGGAAGAAGCAAUUUCCCUUUAGUCCCUCUGCGAGGAAGAGGUCCAUGGACUAUGAGAACGCUCCCUCCUGUUCCUCCUCCUUUAUCCCCCCAAGAGGAGGUAUUGCACUUUACCAAGCUGAUGCAUUCCUACAGAAGUGGACCCAUGGUCUCUCCAAGUUGGCUCAGGAUGACAGCUGCAUUGGAGGCAAGCUGAUAUGUUCCCACUGAGGGCCCCAGGUCUGCACGAUGCAAUAUGCAGCAAACCUUUCCAAAAGCCAUGUGAAUAAAACUUGAUUUUGUUUCCUUAUUAUACCAGUCACACGGAGAAGUUAAAAAGAACCAUCUAUUCUUGGCUGCUUUUUCUGUAGCAUUUUCUCAGUUCAAAGAAGGAUCCCCCUUCAAAGGCUGCCUUCAUGAAGCAGGCACUGUUGCCUUCAUAGUGGAAGAAAAGAGCAUUAGAUUAGGAGUCAGGAAGCCUGGGUUUUCUUUGUGGCUUUUUGGUUUUUGCUACUUUCUUGCCAUGUGACCUUGGGCAAGUCAUUGUCCUCUUGGGGGGGUCUCAGUUUCCCCAUCUAUAAAAUGAGUUCUUUGAAAUGGAUGAUGUCUAAGGGCACUCUGAGAUGGCUUGUUUUCCACUGUCCCGUGUGGAAUAAUUCUUGCUUUUGGAAGGUGUCUCCCCUCCAACCCCUUCCAUCGUUUUUCUGGGCCUUACUCUUUCCAGUUGUCCCAGGUUUUAAUCCCAUGGGGAUGAGCUCAGAGAAGCUCCCUUGGCCUCAGUUUCCCAGUCUGUGAAAUGAAGGGGUUAGCGUAGAUGGCCUCUGAGGCGCUCUGUGACACUAACUUUGCCCAAUGCCAUGCAGUGCUUCUUGGCCCUUAGGCCAGGGUGCUUUCCAUAACACAGGCUGUGUAUACCCUGUUCCUGUGCCUCCUCUAUGACAGGCUGUGUGUCUCCGGUUCCUGUGCCUGCCCUAUGACAGGCUGUGUCUCUGGUUCCUGUGCCUCCCCUGACAGGCUGUGUCCCCGGUUCCUGUGCCUCCCCUGUGAGUUGCCUGGCAAGCGGUCGGCCUCUUGUCAUCUCUGCCUCCAGUCAGUGUGGGCCCAGCACCCAACCAGCCUUCAUUUGCAUUAGCUUGUGCAAUCCCAUAGGAGGCAUGAGCAGUACCUGCCUGCCUUCAGGGAACAGGAAUGCCUUGCUCAUACUUCCCUUUGAGAUUUGCUGAUCUAAGGGCAUCGUCAUGUGCUCGCCUUUCCUCUCCACAUCCCUGCCUCAAAUGCUCAACUUAAGAUGCUGUUUUCAAGAUCUUUUCCUGCUGCUUCUGACCUGGGUCACUGGCCAGAAACUAACAGGCUCAGGGUUGCAGCCUCCUUGCCAUUCUCCUUCACUGGUUGGCAACCCUGAGGGUCCAGUGGAAACUGACCUCUGAGGUGGUCAGCUGAGGAUAUAGGAAUCCAAGUGUUUGGCUCUUCUUUGGUGGUGGAAAUGGAAGGGCGCCAAGCCAUGCCCCGAAAGAUCUCACCAAUAAUUACCGUCUUUGGGCCUUGGAGCCCUGGAUUCUGGUGCUGUAGCUCCUGGUGCCAAAGUCUGGAUCUUUCCUCGUUUCAGGAGCACCAAUGUCUGCCACUACCCACAGUGCUCUGUGGAAGAGAGACAGCUGUGGUACCCUCCUGCUGGGGCUGCCAUCUUGAAAUCUGAGUGCAAUAGAGUUUGAUUGUAACCAUUACUUCAGGAUAAGUAUUUGUUUCCUUAAUCUGCACACUUUCUAGAACCGCUGUAAAAUAGAUUUUAUUUUUAAAUGUUCUCAGCAUUGCAGAAAAUACCAUUUGUAACAGCAAGUGAAGGCUGGAGGCUUAGUUCCUCUGGGCUUCACAUGGCUGGCUGGCCAGGCUGGCUCUCAGAUUCCAAAGUUAGAAGGCACAUGUCUGAAAAGCAACCAAGGUGUGACUGUUUGGACCCAGGCCUCACCAUCAGGGGCCCUGGAGGAAACCUCCAAAUAGAGAGACCUGGUAGAUGAAUAGUUGUCUUAAUCAAGCCAAAUAUGUCCGCUGUUACAGCCAACAAACCCACUUUGAUGACAAGUCUCUUGCAGCCUGACUCUGAAUUCACAGACAGGUGUGCGGUCGUGGGAAGGCUUCUGGUGAGUUGGGGAACCUAGCGUUACAGAGCUGCUGGGUUGGUGGACAUGGAGUUGGCUGAAUGCUGGGAGCUGGUCUCUUCCAUCUGCUGCUGCCUGUCUCUCUCCACUCUGAUACUGAAAACAACCAGAGAAAGCUGCAGGGGUGAUGGACAAAGAAGCUGUGGCUGUUUUUGUUUGAGUGGUGAUGAAACAGCUAUCGUGUGGGUUAAAGGGCUUUGCAGUGAGGCCAAGAACCACCAACUUUGGCUGCAGGCAAGCUUGCACAUAAAUCAUCCCCUCCCAUGGGGUGUGGGGCCUAUAUUGGUCUUGGACUUGUCGUCCUGGGGCAGUUUUAGUUCUUUAUAUUUAAUGCAUCAGUGCCAAGUGCUACCAUUUCCCAGUAAAGGACUAGGGACCCAGAGGCUGGGUUCCCGGCUGUCUUUGCUGGGGUGGGUUUUUUUGUUACCCCGACAGGACUGCUUUCGAAGAGCUGCUUUUAGGAAUUAUCCUUUGAACACCCCAGGGUGGGGAACAGGGUUCUCCUCAGAGCCUCACAACCAAGAUCAUAGGAAAGGGGCCCUUAUUUUCCUGCUGCUUCACAGCUCAGAACAUGUAUUGAAUGGAAUGUAUUUUUAAGAGAAUAAAGUCUAUUUUUUUGUAUUUUAAA